CUCAUGAUGAAUUUUGAGGAAGACCCUUGUCUAGGCAGUACCUGGCUGGUGAGAAGUUCUUUGUGAAGAUGUGGUCAAUAAACUGGUAGAUGAACUGUAUCAUUGCUGGCUUGGGACAGCUGCUGCUAGGGCUUAGGGCUCAAGAACCGUGUUACUCCUGAACUGUGUCUGAAGCAGGAAACAGAAUGAUGUAUGAGAUGCCUGGCUCAGCGAGUAAAAUACACCCACAUGAUGUUAGCACCUUGCAUUUACAGAAUGGCUUGCUGUCAACCAUUAAACAUUGCCUUCUGUCCUCCUGGAUUAAAGAUAACAUUAAGAAGAAGGAGUGCUGCCUCUAUGUGGAAGAUGCCAGAGAGGGGUUUUGUAUGUGUGGAUACCCAAAAAACCACCACCCUGUGGAGGCCAUUGAAGCAGAGGAGUACACAGGAGAGACGUGGAAUAAAGACCUGCAUGUUAGAGAGGUCCCCACUGAUGCGUUUGGUGACAUCAGCUUCAGAAAACAGAAAAUAGGCAAGUAUGUGCGUGUAUCUUCAGGAACUUCUGCUGAAGUUCUGUACCAGCUGAUGACAGAGCAUUGGAAGCUCCAGCCCCCCAACCUCUUAAUCUCAGUAACAGGCGGCGCUAAGAACUUCAACAUGAAGACCCGUCUGAAGGACAAGUUCCAUCGUGGUCUCAUUAAAGUGGCCCAAACCACAGGUGCCUGGAUCCUAACAGGUGGCACACAUACUGGUGUAAUGAAGCAUGUGGGGAUGGCAGUGCAUGACUACAUCCUCAGCAGCAGGUUCAUGGAGAGGCAGAUCAUAGCCAUUGGUGUGGCCACCUGGGGGGUCAUCCACAAUCGACAGGAUCUAGUUCAUCCUGAGGGUUGCUUUCCUGCUCAUUACUAUCUGGAUGAACAGGGUCAAGGCCGGCUCUCCUGCCUGGAUGAUAACCACUCUCAUUUCCUGCUGGUGGAUGAUGGAAUGCAUGGCCAUUAUGGGACUGAGAUUGAGCUUCGUGGAAAACUGGAGAAACUGAUUUCAGAGCAGCCUCUAGGAAACAGAGAAAGUGGAGUGAAAAUUCCAGUUGUGUGUGUGGUGCUGGAUGGUGGACCGGGAACACUAAAUACAAUCUACAACUCCAUGAUGAACAACACUCCAUGUGUUGUUCUGGAUGGUUCUGGUCGCUUGGCUGAUGUCAUCGCUCAUGUGGCUGCCCUGCCCUUGUCAGAGGUCACCAUUGCUCACACCCAACAACUACUGAAGAGAUAUUUUUUAGAUGAGACAUUCUCUGAGCUCCAGAUCAUUGACUGGACCAAGAAGCUUCAAGACAUAAUCAGAAUGCCCCACCUACUAACUGUCUUCUACAUCAAUGAGGAUAAAAAGAGUGACCUGGAUGUAGCAAUUCUCCAAGCUUUUCUGAAAGCCUCUCGUAGCAAAGAUAGUGUUGGCAACAAGGAGAAACAGCUGGAGCUGGCUGUGGCUUGGAAUCGUGUGGACAUUGCACAGAGCGAGUUCUUCACUGAGGAAAGUCACUGGAAGUCCAGGGAUCUGCACCAGGCCAUGUUCUCCGCUCUGGUGGGCCAUAAGGCUGAGUUUGUGCGUCUCCUGCUGGAGAACGGAGUGUGUCUCGACCAGUUCCUUGAAAGUGAAGACACACUUUGUGAGCUGUAUACACACCUGCCCAGGUGCAUGUUCUUGCACAAGCUAGCCAGGCGUGCCCCAGGAGAUGAGAUUUCCCUGAGCCACGUGUCUGAGGAAGUACGCCACCUGCUGGGCAGCUUUACAUGCCCACUCUACCCUCCGGCUUCACCCAGCCACAGAACACAGAUGUCCAUCAAUGACACCAUUUCAACGAAAUCCAAGAGCGUUCCGCAAAGCGUGUGGAACGCAGGCCGAGACCUCUUCCUCUGGAGUGUGCUGCAGAACAAGCGGGAGCUGGCAGAAAUUGCCUGGGAACAGUGCAAGGACUGUAUAGCUGCUGCUUUAGCUGCCAGUAAAAUCCUAAAGAAGCUAGCUGAUGAGGGCGGGGAUAAUGGGGAGGAGUCUAUGAGCGAACUCGCCGACCACUACGAGAAGCAGGCUAUUGGUGUUUUCAGCGAGUGCCACAGAUGUGACGAGCAGAGAGCCCAGAAACUGCUGAUCCGGAUCUCUCCGUCCUGGGGUGGGACCACCUGCCUUCGCCUGGCCCUCGAGGCUGAUGACAAGAGCUUCAUAGCUCACUCAGGGGUCCAGGCACUGCUGACACACGUCUGGUAUGGGAAGUUAGCAGUGGAUAACCCACACUGGAGGCUAUUGCUCAGCAUGCUGUUCUUUCCUCUUGUAUUCACUGGAUUUGUGGUCUUCAGGCAUGAUAAGGCCAUCCGGAGAGAAGCAGAAAGAAAAAAGGAGAAGAAGAUGGAUUCUGUUACUCAGAGCUAUAGUGGUGAAAGGGUGAAUCCUCACAUUAGUGACCGAUCUGGAAAAUCUCCUCUGAAGCCUUUAAACUGCUGGACACGGCUGGUGAGUCUGUACACCUGCCCUCAGGUAAAGUUCUACUGGAACAUCGCUUCCUAUUUCGGUUUCCUGUGGCUGUUUGCUGUUGUGCUGAUGAUGGACUUCCAGUCCUCGCCUUCCUGGAGAGAGCUCCUACUCUACGUGUGGCUCAUCUCUCUGGUGUGUGAGGAGGUCAGACAGCUCUUCUGUGACUCUGAUGGGUUUGAUUUUCAAUGGAAAGCGAAGAUGUAUAUCAAAGACCUGUGGAAUAUUCUGGAUGUGUUGUCAAUAACCCUCUUUAUAAUUGGCCUGACUCUCAGGCUGCAAGCUUCUGAUAGUCUGUUCUAUGUGGGCAAAGUCAUCCUCUGUAUUGACUUCAUUAUAUUCUGCUUGCGCCUAAUGGCAAUCUUCACCAUCAGCAGAACCUUAGGUCCUAAGAUUAUCAUUGUCAGGAGAAUGAUGUUGGAUUUGUUCUUAUUCUUGUUUCUGCUCAGUAUCUGGGUGGUGGCCUAUGGUGUGUCCACACAGGGGAUCCUCAUUGAGAAUGAAGAGCGCCUCAAUUGGAUACUUCGUGGGGCUCUUUAUGAGCCCUACCUAGUCAUAUUUGGCAGCUUACCAUCUAGCAUAGAUAGCACCCAGUUUAGUAUGGACAGUUGCAGUGUGAAUGGCACCGAUCCACUGAAGCCUAAGUGUCCUGUGCUGAACAGUGACAGCAAUCCAGUUUUCCCUGAAUGGCUGACCAUCAUCAUGCUGUGUGUUUACCUGCUGUUUGCCAACAUACUGCUCCUCAACCUGCUCAUUGCUAUCUUCAACUACACAUUCCAGCAGGUGCAGGACCACACGGACACGUUCUGGAAGCUCCAGCGUUAUGAUCUGAUAAAGGAAUACUACAGCCGCCCUGCACUGCCUCCCCCCUUCAUCCUCCUCAGCCAUCUCUACCUCUUCAUCAGAUGCCUGGUCCAGCGAAGGGCCUCACAGAAAAGCAGGCCCUUCAGGCAAGAGCUGACUCAGACAGAGACAGACGAUCUGUUAUCAUGGGAGGCAUGUAUGAAGGGCAACUACCUAGCAUCUCUGCAGCAAGAGAGGAGCCAGAGUGUGGAGCAUCAAAUUCAGGUCACAGCAGAAAAAGUUGCAGCCAUGUCAGAACUGCUAAACCGAGAACAAGAAAGAGGUUCUGUCACCAUGGAAAAAAGAUUGGCUAAGCUGGAGGAACAGGUCAGUAAAUCCACUAAAGCACUACAAUGGGUUAUGGAUGCCCUUACAUCUCAGGGCUACAAAUCCAAACAGAAAGUACCUGUAUUAGCGAGGACAGAGAGUGACACUGCAGAAUCUAAUAGACAGGAACCAGACGGGGAGAAGACUCAUCACUUCUAUGCCCGCCAGCUUCACUAUCCUGGCAGCAAUGUUAAACGCUUCCCUGUACCUGAAGAGAAAGUUCCCUGGGAGGUGGACUUUAGUGUUUACUCUCCCCCGGUUUACAGUCUACAAGGAAUAAGAGAUUCAGAGAUUUCAACCUUAGACACACACAGGAAUCCGGCAGGGCGAACAGGAAUAAGGGGUAGAGGAGCUCUAAAAACCCUCGGCCCAAAUCCCUUUCUAAAUCUAGUCAUCACAAGAUUUGAAGGCUCUGUGCUGCAGUUUUUGGCUGUUUGGGAAAAUACAGCAGAAUCCUGGUCAAUACCUGGGGGCCUGGCUCAAAAGAACGCACCCUUACCAGAAGGCCUGGAGACAAAACUAGGGAAGAAGCUUUACCAAAGUAUAAAUGCCAAAAUAAAAUCAGGAACCAAAGUCAAUGAGGUUUACAAGAGUUAUGUAGAUGACAUCCGGAACACUGAUAAUGCCUGGGUGGAAACAACUAUAAUAACCUUACACCUUGACUGCCAUAGUCUGAGGAUAGAUGAUUUUGGAGAGACCAAACUUCUCCAGUGGCUGAAGGUGAGCAGUCAGACUCCCAUGUGUCCAGACCAGGGAGAGGUUCUCUGUCAUGUUGCCCAGUUUCAUCAAGUAAACUUCUGAAAAUUAAGAUGGCUUUACACUGUGUGAUUACAGCAGUCUUCUACAUUUGCUGCAUGUCUCACUGUGCAAGUGGUACCUGAGUGGUAGCUCAGGUUAGCAGUUCAAACCACUGUUGGGCCCCUGAGCAAGGCCAUUAUUCCUCAGUUGCUCAAGUUGUAUUCAGUCAUAGUGGGUCAUUUUGGAUAAAAGCAUCACCAAAUACCAUAAAUGUAUGAAAUGCUGCAGCUGAGAUCUUUACCAAACUACAUGACAGACUGUGAAAACUCAAUUGUACUGAGUCAGACUAUACAAUCUCCUUUCUGGCAAUAA
Messenger RNA from Electrophorus electricus (electric eel), 4778 nucleotides. NCBI's taxonomy places the organism in Eukaryota, Metazoa, Chordata, Actinopteri, Gymnotiformes, Gymnotidae. The record is from RefSeq and is a predicted model, not a curated record.